GCCAGAACAAUCUGAGCUUCUGGAUUCCCCAAUGUUCAAUUUUGGAUCGCUAGAAUAGAUCGCGUCCUCGGGGCGGCGACCAACCAGAACGGCGGCGGCGUUGCAUCGGAGGGAGAGAGCUCCAUAUCAGAUGGUUGGAUUGAAUCGAAAAGUUAGCAUAUGAUCGACAGCGUGGGAUGUCUGAGAAGGAGAAGAGGGCAGCCUUUCAGUUCUUGUUCGCUUCUUUGUUUGCUCGGUGCUUAUUCUUUAAUCUUUAUACGUGCCAUUAAUGGCGAGGAGGGCCAUGGUGGAUUAUUUGGGGGUUACAGUUGUUUGGUUUGGCUGCUUCUUUCGCGUCGCGUGAGAGAGAGGCGAAGAUCAGUAAGAGGUAAAGGAAAAGAACAGCCUUUGCUCUCUCUCUCUCUCUCUCUCUCUCUGCUGCUGUCACUGCUCUAAAUCAUUUCUUCGGCUUUGUUCAAUGCAUUUCUUUCCCUAAUCUUUGACUCUUUUGAUUUGGUUCAGCGCCGCUUCGCUCCUUGUGUUCAAGUUAGUGGCCGAGAGAGGGAUCAGAGCACCGGAUGCGAUUGACCAAUAUUCAAGGGAUUGUUGCAGUGAAAUCAAGCUGUUCUUAAAUGCUUGAGUAGAAGCACAUAGCUUAAAGAAGAUGGAAGAUAUUUUCUUAGUUGGACAAGAAUCAUCAGAUGAAAAGCUUACCUCAUCUCAUAGUCAAAAGAAUAGUUUAACAAAUGAAGAUGACAACCGCUUCACUCUUUUUGAGGGUCAAGUGCAGUGUGAUUGCGAGAACCUUUCCAGCAAGGUACCAUUGAUCAUGGAUAUCAAGGAUCUGAAAAGUGGAAGAUGUUUGAUAGAUAAAUCUCGUCCUUGCACCAGCCAACCCAUUUUCGCAAAUUCUUCAUAUGUGACGAGUACCAGUAAUGGCAAUGCACCACUUUGCAUUCAUUCAGCAAAGCUAAGUUUCGACUCUUUUCACAUCCUCUGCAGAAAGAGUUCAUUGUCAAGUAUCCCUUCCAGGCACACACUCUAUGGUUACGGCCCAAACUUUAAGCAGCGAGUGAAAUCUCGAAGUGUAUGCAGCCUGACUGAUCUCAUUGUUGAAUGUUCACCUACAGUGCAGACAGGGAAUUUACUUCUGCACCCCUCAACCGGAUUGCUUCUUCGUUCAGUAAACGAAACUUUGAAAAGAACAGUCCUAACGAAGAGUGCAGUGGAUUUUCAGUCAGCUCUUCAAGAUGGUAUGAAACAGAUCAUGACAAAGACGAUCAGCGUAAGUGACGAUAAAACAAUGGAGGAGUUAAUUUCCCAUGAGAGGCAUUUUUGUUGCUCAAGUUCGAACUCAAAGUCAUUGUGCCAGUCUAAUUCAUCCAACUCAGCUCUUCUUCAGUGUGUCUGGGAGAACAGGUAUCCCUUCUUCCUGUUCUCUGUGGGCAAGGAUCAUGGGAAGAGCAUAUACGUUGCCAGUCCACAUGAUACCAACAAUUCUUCAAUUGACAAGGCCCUCGACUAUAUCUAUCUGUUUCAUAGACACACUGAAAAAAUAAAGGAAUCAAAUCAUAGUGUUUCUAACUUGGUUGCUAAGAUGAAGGUAAGAAGUUUUCUGCUUCUUGGUUCUGGCAGACCCAAUUGCACCGAAACUGAAUUUGUUCUGUCAGCUGCCAAUGAGGACCUUUCGAGUGGGCUGCAAACAUUCACAUCUAGUCUUGUUAAAAGCAAGGAACUACCCUGUAGAUUGUCUGAAAUAUUUCGGUUAAAUCGCCAUUCAAGAUCUCAUUCAAUACAAAAGGUUGGUGGUUUGAGCUCUCAGCUUGAGGAACUGCAAGAACUUCAUACAAGUAAGCUAGGGAUGAUUGAUGAAGCAGGUUGCCGGAAGGUUCCUUUUGCCGAUUUCCCUCGUUGUCUUGAGUUGGCUGCAAUAGUUGUAAAAACUUUUAGCUUUGCUAGGAACGAGGGGGCAUCAUCACCUGGUGGUUGGGGUCUCAAAUUUCUCGAGAAAGGCGAAGUUAAUGAUGCCAGUGCUUCUCGAGCGUCUCUAUGUUCUUCUGGAUCCAAGCUAAAUGAGCAUUGGAGAUCAGAUAUAAAUGUGAAUGUUCUUAUCCCUGCUGGGAUUCAUGGUGGCCCGAUUUCUGGAAUCACUGGCCCUUCUAGUCUCAUCGACAGAUGGAUGUCCAAUGGGCAAUGUGAUUGUAGCGGCUGGGACGUCGGGUGUCCAUUGACGGUACUUAACAACAAUUCCGAGGAGGAUUCGAAAUCUCUCAACCUGACUAUGGAGGGUGCCAAGGGCGAACCGGUUUUCGAGAUGUGCUGCUUAAACAAAGACCUCUACAACAUCCACUUCCAAACAAGUCUUUCAGCUCUUCAGUCAUUCUCCAUUGCUGUGGCAAUCGUCCAUUCACAAAUCCCCAGCCUUUAUCCAAAAUACUAAGCCACUAUCUUAAUACUCUGUAAUUGUUUUUCCUUUUUUUCCUUUUUCCUGUUUCCUUCCUUUUUUUAUAUAAAAAAAAGUCGAGGGAUUACAAACUUUAGUUGUUAUAGUUUUUAACUAGCUUUCCCCCAUUCUUUACGCUACUGCAAUGUAGUUUACCUUGACAUUGUAAAAAUACAAAGAGCUGAUUUUUCUCAAUCUUGUUUUCCUUCA
Messenger RNA from Zingiber officinale, 2632 nucleotides. RefSeq lists its product as uncharacterized. The transcript is spliced from 5 exons. The coding region runs from base 644 to 2419 and encodes 591 amino acids. Lineage: Eukaryota; Viridiplantae; Streptophyta; Magnoliopsida; Zingiberales; Zingiberaceae. The record is from RefSeq and is a predicted model, not a curated record.